Molecule: messenger RNA, 423 nt
Organism: Echinococcus granulosus
Lineage: Eukaryota; Metazoa; Platyhelminthes; Cestoda; Cyclophyllidea; Taeniidae
Product: ribonucleoprotein
Exons: 5
Coding region: 1-423 (140 amino acids)
Molecular function (GO): RNA binding
Source: RefSeq, a predicted model, not a curated record
AUGGAAGGAGAAGAGCAUGAGGAAUCCAUGCCACCCUCGAUGGAGCAUAGAGAAGACGAUGUUGAGGAGGAGCCCCCUCGAGUAGUGUCGGUGGUGGAUACAUCAACCAGAACAUCGUCCUGUGUAUGGAAUCUUCCACCACAAUUUACCCAAUCAGAUCUCAUCGCUUAUUUUAAACAAUUUGGAUUGAUUGCGGAGGCCACUGUGGAGGACCAUUUGGCACGCACUGAUCAACGGCGUCAUGCAUUUGUACGUUAUUACAACUUAGAAAGUGGAAGGGCAGCUGUUGCAAAUAUGGACGGUCAUGUGAUGGGCGGCUGUAGACUGGCAGCCAUGCAUAAGGAUGUAGCCGCCGCCGAUGUAAAUUUCAGCACCAUGGAAACCGUCUGUCAUCUGCUACGCCUGCUCGCUUCCUUCCCUUAG